AUGUCCAAGGUUAUUCGCAGCGUCAAGAACGUCACCAAGGGGUACUCCAGCGCCCAGGUGAAGGUUCGAGAAGCAACGAGCAAUGACCCAUGGGGUCCCACGGGGACGCAGAUGAGCGAGAUUGCCCAGCUGACCUUUGCAUCAUCCAAUGAGUUCUACGAGAUUAUGGACAUGCUCGACAAGCGCAUGAACGACAAGGGCAAGAACUGGAGGCACGUGCUCAAGGCCCUCAAGGUCCUCGAUUACUGCCUGCACGAGGGCUCCGAACUCGUCGUGACGUGGGCCCGCGAGAGUAUCUACAUUAUCAAGACGCUGCGCGAAUUCCAGUAUAUCGACGAUGACGGCAGGGACGUGGGUCAGAAUGUACGCGUCGCCGCGAAGGAGCUUACAUCCCUCGUCCUCGACGAAGAGAGACUGCGCGCCGAGCGCAGCGACCGAAAGUCGUGGAAGUCCCGCGUGACUGGCCUCGAAGAAUACGCGCCUCAUCAAGCUGGGCCCUCGCACCGGGGAGGAAGAGAGCCCCGAGCGCGCCGCGACGACGAGGACGACGCCGAGUACAGGCUCGCUAUCGAGGCCAGCAAGUACCAGGAGGAGGAGGACCGCAAGAGGCGCAACCAGGGCCAAGUCGACGUCGACGACGAUGAUCUGGCCAAGGCCAUCAAGCUCAGUCAGGAGGAGGAGGAGCGGAGACGACGGGAGCUCGAGCAGAGCAACGCGAUAUCCCUCUUUGACGACACACCCACGCAGAGCACGCAGCAGUCACAGCCCGCCCAACCACAGUUCACCGGCUUCAACCAGGGCUAUCAGCAGGGCAGCGCAGUCGACUUCUUCGCCAACCCCAUUGACCAGAACGCGCAGCAGCCCCAGCCCACCGGCUACCUCGGCAACCAAUAUACUGGCUUUCCGCAACAGCAGCAGCAGACGGGCUUCCAGAAUGGCUAUGGUGGAUAUGGCAUGCAGCCCCAGAUGACUUCGUUGGAUCCGUUCGGCCAGCAGCAGCAGCAGCAGCAGCAGCAGCCUACCGGCAUGCCAGCAUUCCAGCCUCAGCCCACAGGGUUUAACCCUUACCAGCAACAGACACAGUCGCCUGUGGCGCAGACCCGUUCCCUCAAGCUGCUUCAGUCAGCCAACAAGCUCCUUUUGGCACGCCGCAGAAGGAGCUCAACGAGCACGAGGGCAAACUCAAUGCACUUCCUCGCGAGCGGCGACGGCAUGGACACGUACGGCAACACGGGCCAGCUGCGUAUCCCGGCCCAGCACACGGCGCCAGGCACUUUUGUCAACAGUGCCGGUUCGGGGGCGCAGCGUCUGACGGCGGACGCCACGGGCAGCAACCCGUUCCUGCGGACCCAGUUCACGGGUAUGCCGAGCACGACAUACGGAGGCAACCAGCUACAGGUAUCACAAACGGGCGCUCCCGGCCUGGGUGGGCAGGGAAACAACAACCCUUUCGCCGGAACGCAGCCACAGCAAAGACACAACCAGAACCAGGAUCUCAUUCAGUUCUAG
Molecule: messenger RNA, 1509 nt
Organism: Verticillium dahliae VdLs.17
Lineage: Eukaryota; Fungi; Ascomycota; Sordariomycetes; Glomerellales; Plectosphaerellaceae
Product: epsin-2
Exons: 5
Coding region: 1-1509 (502 amino acids)
Biological process (GO): actin filament organization; endocytosis
Cellular component (GO): clathrin vesicle coat; endosome; plasma membrane
Molecular function (GO): clathrin binding; phospholipid binding
Source: RefSeq, a predicted model, not a curated record